AUGAAAAUUUAUAUUCAUUAUGAGAGUGAACCAGAAGAAACAGUUAUCAUUCAACCAAUUCAAAGCGGUAUUGAAACUGUUGAGCAAUUAAAAAGUUAUUUUUUAAAUGAAUACAAAAAUAAACAUCCAAAUUCAACUUUAGGCGAUUCAAUUGAUUUAAAGGAUAAAAAAGGUAAAACACUUUUUGAUUCAUAUUCAAUUACAAAGUAUUUUUCAAAUUUAGAUGACGGUUUCAUUAUAAAAGGUAAUACAUCACCAACUUUAAAUUCAAAUUCAACUUCAACAACAGUAAAAACAACAACAACAACACCAACACCAACAACAAAAACAGCAACAACAACAACACCAACACCAAAUCCAAUAGUAACAACAAAACAAUUAAAUACAAAUAAAAAUAUAGAUAAACCAAAAUUAAAAGGUGUUGAUGAACAAAGAUAUAAUGGUGUUGUUAAACCACUUUUAGAACAAGCUGAAAGAUUUCAUUCAAAUCAACAAUUUAAGAAUUCAAUUUCAUAUUAUGAAAAUGUUUUAUCAAUGAUGCCAAAUGAAAAAACAUCAUUAUUAAGAUGUUCAAAUAUUUAUUUUAAUGCAAAGAGAUGGAAAGAAGCAGAGAUAAUGAUUGAAAAAGGUAUUAAAUAUUAUCCAGAAGAUAUAGAAUUUCAUGAUUUGAAAGCAAAUUUAAAGAUUUCAACAUUAGAGUAUACAGAAGCUUUGAAAUCAUUGAAAAUCAUUAUGGAACUUUUAACACCAAGUCAUUCAAAGUAUGAAGAGUAUCAAGCGAUUUAUGGUAAAACUUUAUACGAUACAAGAAUACCACGUCUUCAACAAGAGGCUUGUGAUAUCCUAACCACUACAGUUCACAAGAAUGAAAAAAAUAUUCAAGCAUUAAUUGGGUUCACUCAUGUUUUAAUUGAAAAAGGUCAAUUGAAAGAUGCAGUUCAAGCAGUUUUACAAUUGUUAGGUACUCUACCAGAGAUUAAUAAAAAAACUCAAAAAACUAAAUUCUUACCAUUAAGUGGUGAAACGAUUGUAUUAAAUGAUCCAUGGCAAAAAGAAAGAAAAUGGACUCAAGAGAAGAUAUCAGAUUUAAUUAAAUUAUUAGGUGUUGAUGCAAUUGUUGGUGGUUUCAAUGCACAUGCUGUCACUCCUCAAUUAAUGGCAUUCCUUUCAAAUUAUGUUAAAGAAUUUGGUGCAGUUAAUGAAUCGAUCGAAUUAAUUAAGAGAUCCUCUUUAAAAGAACCACAUCAUACUUUAUAUAGAUUAUCAUUAAUUCAUGCUUUGGAAGUAACUCAAGAUUAUGGUACUGCCAUUGAAUUUGCUUUAGACUUUUUACGUAAUAAUAAAGAACGUGGUUUAUCACAAUAUUCUGAUGUAAAUUGUGGUACAAUUUUAUCAAUUUUUGAAAAACAUUUAAAAUCAUCGCCACCACAAUAUAAACAUAUCUAUGAAAAACAAUCAUUUAAAUUAGAUGGUGAAUCUGUUAAAGUUAGUCAAGAUAUUUUAACAGUUUCACCAGAUUUACCAACACCAAUUCCUUACACUCAAGAUGAAUUGGAUAUAAUGGGGCUUUGGUUUGCAACUAGUAAGGUUUGUUAUGCAAGUGGUAUUUUAGAACCUUUACCAGAGUUGAUAGCUUUAUUAGAGAAAACUAGAGUUGGUAGAGAUUUACAUAUGACUUCAUCUCGUAAUGAAAAUGCUUACUUUUGUUGUAUUUCAACUUUAAUGCCCUAUAAAUCAUUACCAUUACCAAAGUAUCGUCCAAUUUAUAUCGCUGGUGAUAGUCAUUGUUUUUCAACCGCUUGGACUCCUCUCACAAUUCAAGGUGAACAACGUCUUUUCCAUCCUCUAUUGGUAACUGGUCUAAAGAUGUGGCAUCUUCGUCCCUCAAGUAAAUUCUAUCCAAAAGUAAACUUUUAUAACGUCGUUCCAACCGCUCCACCAGGCUCUGAAAUAGUUUUCCAAUUUGGUGAAAUCGAUUGUCGUGAAGGUAUCAUCAUCUCUGUUGAACGUUGUCGUUAUAAAGAUGUUGAAGAUGGUAUGAAUGUUACAAUCGAUUAUUAUAUCUCUGCUCUAAAAGAUUUGGUAGAUAAGUAUAAAUAUAAAAUUUUCAUUCAUCCAGUUGUACCUGUCCUUAAUGAAACUCGUCAUAUAGUUAAAGAAUUUAAUAAAAUUUUUGAAAAGAAAAUUAAAGCUUGUAAAGAAUUUGUUUGGUUAGACUUUUUCCCAACUCUCUUAAAUCCUCAGGAUGAAAAUUCUUUUAAUACUCAAUACGCCUUAGAUGGCACUCAUAUGAAUCCUUCUUAUGUUCCAUUAAUUGAAUCUUGUAUAAAUAAUCAUUAUAAUCAACAAUUAUCUUCAAGAUUAAUUAAAUAA
Dictyostelium discoideum AX4 is the source of this 2373-nucleotide messenger RNA. RefSeq lists its product as hypothetical. Gene Ontology annotation, cellular component: Ski complex. The transcript has 3 exons. The coding region runs from base 1 to 2373 and encodes 790 amino acids. The record is from RefSeq and is a predicted model, not a curated record. Gene Ontology annotation, biological process: RNA catabolic process. Lineage: Eukaryota; Evosea; Eumycetozoa; Dictyosteliales; Dictyosteliaceae.